AUGCCAUCACCCAUUCCUCUUAAUUGUUUUCUUCCUUUGGAGUUUUCCCCCUCUGCAGAUUUGCGACCCUGCAGCAGCCCCUUAGUUAUCCCUGGCAAAGACAGCAAAAACUUCUUGGGGGGAGCUCCUUCAGUCAGGACUCGCCGCUUGCCUCCACGCCUGGCCUGGUGCUGCAUCGACUGGGAUCAGCUCUGCCUCCUGCAGCCCCUAGGCUCCGGGGGCUUCGGUUCGGUCUACAAAGCCACCUACCAUGGUACCACUGUGGCUGUGAAGCAGGUGAAGAAGAGCAGCAAAAACCGGCUGGCGUCACGACAGAGCUUCUGGGCCGAGUUGAACGUAGCCCGGCUACAGCACGAUAACGUGGUACGUGUGGUGGCUGCCAGCACGUGUGCCCCGGCCAGCCAGAACAGCCUGGGCACCAUCAUUAUGGAGUACGUGGGCCACAUCACCCUGCACCAUGUAAUUUAUGGCACUGGCGAUGCGUGGAGACAGGGCGAGGAUGACGAAGGAGGAUGCGGAAGGAAGGCCCUGAGCAUGGAAGAGACCGUGUGCUAUUCUUGUGACAUCGUGACCGGCUUAGCCUUUCUUCACUCGCAAGGCAUCGUGCACUUGGACCUGAAGCCUGCGAACGUCUUCAUCACUGAGCAGGGAGUGUGCAAGAUCGGGGACUUCGGGUGCUCUCACAAACUGGAGGAGGGCUUGUCCCAGAGCCCCCACGUUUGCCAGCAAGGGGGCACGUACACACACCGUGCCCCCGAGCUCCUCAAGGGGGAGAGGGUCACUGCCAAAGCAGACAUCUACUCCUUUGCUGUCACCCUCUGGCAAAUCGUCAUGCGAGAGCAGCCCUACCUGGGUGAGCGGCAGCACGUGCUCUAUGCCGUGGUAGCCUAUAACUUACGCCCUUCGCUGGCUGCUGCCGUUUUCCACGAGUCACCGGUGGGCCGGAGGCUCCAGAGCAUUAUUAGCUGCUGCUGGAAGGCUAAUGUAGAGGAGCGCCUGAGCGCAGCCCAGCUGCUUCCCAGCCUCAGGGCCCUCAGGGCGAGCCUCUAG
This is a messenger RNA of Haliaeetus leucocephalus (bald eagle), 1050 nucleotides long. It is a transcript of the gene MOS, whose product is annotated as v-mos Moloney murine sarcoma viral oncogene homolog. The record is from RefSeq and is a predicted model, not a curated record. Gene Ontology annotation, biological process: protein phosphorylation. NCBI's taxonomy places the organism in Eukaryota, Metazoa, Chordata, Aves, Accipitriformes, Accipitridae. The transcript has a single exon. Bases 1 to 1050 code for a protein of 349 amino acids. Gene Ontology annotation, molecular function: ATP binding; protein kinase activity.